ACUAUCAACUCCAUUGUGACGACCCAUACAAAAAUAGUCUCUAAUAUUAUUUUGUUUCUGGCAAGCGACAUCAUCGAAUAAAAAUAUUGAAUUGUUUUUAGCGUCUGAAGGAGGCAUUAUUUCACAAUUGUUUGAAAAUUCGUUGUAUUCCAUUCCUUUGAUAGAUGUAAUAAGUUUUUUAAGAUAUUGAUAUUUUGGUUGGUGUAAGGAUUUGGAAUAAAUAUAGAUAUUUUCAAAUUUUAAACCAUUGGGGUCAAGAAGGAUGCUAAGCAUUACAUUUGUUUUUCCGCAGUUUGAUGGUCCAACGAUAAUUCCUCGAAUACUGUUUGGAAAUAAGUUUCCAUGUUUUUUCUUAAUUUUUACAUUGGAAUCAAAAUUCCUUACUUUUAUGACAUCUGACUGCUUUACAAAACGCAUAAUGACGACUAAGAUCUUUUUUAAUAAAACAUUUUGUUUUUAUACACUUGUAAUCAUAAAUGUUUCAACCUUCAACUAAGAAGGUGUGUUAAUCAUACUAUGAUUGAACAUAACACUCAGAAUCAGUGUAAUAAAAAAAGAAAAUCAUUUGAAGGAGAAGGGCUUUUGAAUAAAGUUAUAGAUAAGCUACCAUUUGAACUACAUAUUCCUUCAUAUAAUUAUUGUGGACCUGGAACGAAAUUGGAGGAACGUCUACGAAGAGGAGAUAAAGGAAUCAACCAACUGGAUGAGGCUUGUCGUCUUCAUGACAUUGCAUACUCAAAAAGUAGCUUUCUCUCAGACCGACACAUUGCUGAUAAAAUUCUAACCGAGCAAGCGUGGAAAAGAUUUAAAGCAAACGACUCAUCAACCUCUGAAAAGUUAAGUGGACUCCUAGUAACCAACAUGAUGAAAGCUAAAACUAAAUUUGGAAUGGGCAACUGCAAGACCAAAAACGCUAUUAAAAGAACUAAAAAGACAAAAUCAAAAAAGGUUUGCAAACAGAACAUGUUUAAAAAGGCUAUAAGCGAAGCAAAAAAUGCUAUUAAAAACAAUAUAAAUUGUUGUGGAACAACAUCUAUUGCUAAUAUUGCUGUGAAGGCUGCAAAACAUGUUAUUAAAAAUAAGAAAAAACAAAUUCAAACACCAAGAAUAAUUCCACUUCCAAAAAGUGGUGGUUUUCUACCACUUCUAGCUCCUAUUCUAGCUGGUUUAUCUGCUGUGGGAUCACUAACAGGUGGAGCAGCUGGCGUUGUAAAAGCGCUCAAUGAUGUACGAGCUGCUAAAAGACAGUUUGAAGAAAACAAGCGUCAUAAUAAGACUAUGGAGUCAGUUGCUAUCCAAGGAAAUGGACUGUUCUUAAAACCAUAUAAAAAUGGUCUUGGACUUUUUUUGAACUCAACAAACACAAAAAACUAAUUGAGUUGCUACCUAACAAACCUUUAAGCAAUUUUGAUAUUCAUCAGUUUGGAAAGAAACACUUGAAGCAUUUUAGAGGAGUUUUUAUGCGUAACUCUUUACCAAAAGUACCAACAUUAAAAGAGUGUGGUGUUAUAAAUCUGGAUAGUGAAAGUGGCUUGGGAACUCAUUGGGUAGCAUAUAUAAGAAAUAAAAAAAAUAAUACUGUUAAGUAUUUUGAUAGUUUUGGAAAUUUAAGACCACCCUCAGAAUUAAUAAGCUAUCUUGGUAAAAAAAUAAACUAUAAUUAUAUAACCGAACAAAAUUUUGAUACGUUUAU
This is a messenger RNA of Episyrphus balteatus (marmalade hoverfly), 1693 nucleotides long. RefSeq lists its product as uncharacterized. The transcript has a single exon. Bases 517 to 1374 code for a protein of 285 amino acids. The record is from RefSeq and is a predicted model, not a curated record. Gene Ontology annotation, biological process: phospholipid metabolic process; arachidonate secretion. Gene Ontology annotation, molecular function: A2-type glycerophospholipase activity; structural molecule activity. Lineage: Eukaryota; Metazoa; Arthropoda; Insecta; Diptera; Syrphidae.